Messenger RNA from Ceratina calcarata, 1773 nucleotides. RefSeq lists its product as uncharacterized. The record is from RefSeq and is a predicted model, not a curated record. The annotation marks the transcript as partial. The transcript has 2 exons. Lineage: Eukaryota; Metazoa; Arthropoda; Insecta; Hymenoptera; Apidae. Gene Ontology annotation, molecular function: aspartic-type endopeptidase activity. Gene Ontology annotation, biological process: proteolysis.
AUGGUGAAUACACGUUCCACUAAGCGUGAUAGUGACGAAGAUUCUUCACCCCCUCAAGCAGCGGAAGACACUGCACUCAUGGAUACCCCGGUGAGUUCCCCGACGCAGGGAGAUCCUGCGUCACCUCUUGUUGCUGCAAGAUCCGGCAAGUCAAUAAUGCACCCGAAGAUUCAGCCGUUUUCUAAGACUGAUCCGGCGUUAUGGUUUGUGCAAUUGGAAAUGGUUUUCGACAUAGCAGGCAUUAUGGAUGAUGUCAGCCGUGUCAAAUACUUAACCACCAAUUUGGGGGAUGCAGUCCUUGCGGAUGUUCGUGAUAUAGUAAUGUCACCUCCGGUUGACGGAAAAUACGAAGCUGUGAAGUGCCGUCUACUGAAGAUUUAUGCUCCGACGCAGGACACCAAGAUCCAACAGUUGCUGCGUAACGAAAAGUUAGGAGACGACAAGCCGUCCGUGUUUCUUCGCAGGCUAAGAUUCUUAGCCGACAGUCAAUACCAGGAAUCGAUGUUGCGCGCGUUGUUUUUGGACCAGUUAUCGCACAGUGCACGUUCGAUUCUCGCAGUGUCCGCACGUCUGACAUUAGAUCAGCUCACCGAGCAGGCUGAUCUCGUUUACGAGCAGCUCAGAUACAUUUCUGCCCCGUCGGUGGCAAGUGUUUCAAAUGAACAAUCAGUGAGUGCUUCUGUGCCGCAACCGGUCGUUGCUUCUAUUUCUAAUCCGGACUCAGUGCUUUCCAGCCUCACUGCGCAGCUCGCGAUGUUAACUACGAGCAUUCAACGGCUCAUAGCUGAAAAUCGGCGUCCGGGACUAAUCACGGCGGCGGAUUUCGGGGAAGCGUUUAAACGUCGCCUAAUAGUGACGGAUAGAAGUUCCGGUCUCAAGUGCUUGAUAGACUCCGGUGCCGAUGUCUCGGUGAUCCCUGCUGGUCCUUCGGACCAUGGUAAACGGCAGGAGACUCCUCUUUAUGCUGCCAACGGUACAAAAAUUGCUACCUUCGGCACGAAACUUUUAACGAUGGAUUUCGGUUCGUCGCGAGUGUUCCCGUGGGAAUUUGUGGUUGCUGACGUGACUAGAGCUAUUCUAGGAACGGAUUUUCUAGAUCAUUUCCAGCUCUUAAUAGACAUUCACAAUAAACAAUUAAUUGACACGGUGUCUUCGUCGUGCGUUCGCGGCGUUAUCAGUUCGGUUGAGACACUCUCCGUUAGUCGAGUGCUGAAUGGCAACCGUUUUCAAAGUCUCCUGAAGGAGUUCCCGGAGUUACAGCGCUCAUCGUGGGUGCCUUCCAAGGUCGUCCAUAAUGUCACCCACUGCAUCGAGACGACUGGUCCGCCUCUCACCGCUCGGGCUCGUAGGCUCGACCCGGAGAAGUUCAAGGCUGCGAAGCAAGAAUUCGACGUAAUGUUAAAAAACGGUAUAUGUCGACCGUCAUGCAGCCCGUGGGCCAGCCCGCUUCAUCUUGUGAAGAAGAAGGAUGGAUCCUGGCGUCCGUGUGGAGAUUACCGGCGCCUGAAUAACGUGACGAUACCGGACAGGUAUCCGAUUCCGUUUUUACAUGAUUGUAUGACCUUCCUGCAUGGUUCGAAGAUUUUCUCGACCAUUGACCUGAAACGCGCGUAUCAGCAGAUACCAGUGCGCGAGCAGGAUAUUCCGAAGACAGCGAUAAUUACGCCGUUUGGGCUCUUCGAGUUCCCUUACAUGACCUUCGGGUUACGGAAUGCUGCUCAAUCGUUUCAGAGGUUCAUGAACCAGGUUGUCGCCGGCCUGGAUUAUUGUUCU